Homarus americanus (American lobster) is the source of this 2949-nucleotide messenger RNA. It is a transcript of the gene ABCB7, whose product is annotated as iron-sulfur clusters transporter ABCB7, mitochondrial-like. Bases 8 to 2122 code for a protein of 704 amino acids. NCBI's taxonomy places the organism in Eukaryota, Metazoa, Arthropoda, Malacostraca, Decapoda, Nephropidae. Gene Ontology annotation, cellular component: mitochondrial inner membrane. Gene Ontology annotation, biological process: intracellular iron ion homeostasis; transmembrane transport. The transcript has 13 exons. Gene Ontology annotation, molecular function: ATP hydrolysis activity; ABC-type transporter activity; ATP binding. The record is from RefSeq and is a predicted model, not a curated record.
GCGAGUUAUGGCUCUACAGCUGAUAUCAUACUGGCAGUGCACCAGUAAAAAAUUGACGGAAUCUUCAUUUUCCAGGGGAUUACUAGGAUACGCUUCUUUGUAUGGAUUACACACGCAUCAAAGAAGAAAUUCACCACGCAAAUCACUUUCACUGAGCCACAGUUUAUGCAGUAAGGUGGAACUAAGCACUUCAAGAUGGCCAGGUGCAUCAGGACCUCUGACAAGAAGGUUCCAGGCAUGGCGAAUGCACCAGAAAUUUGGUGUACGCAACUGUUUUCACCCAGGAGCAAGUGCCAUGUCACGGGAUUAUGUUGGAAUUGCUUCUAAGGAAGUAACUGGGCGAGAGAUGCUGGUUGCACUUGCGUCAUAUGUUUGGCCCAAAGAUGCCCCUAAAGUUAAAGCCCGUGUGGUGACAGCACUUGGACUUCUAGUUGCAGCUAAGCUGGUCAAUGUGCAGGUACCAUUCAUUUUUAAGGAUGCAAUAAACUACUUGAAUGAGAACACAGGAGAUGCGCUGGCCAUGACAGAUCCUUCUUCUGCUGUGGCCACAACUGCUAUAUCUCUCAUGAUUGGAUAUGGAAUUGCCCGUACAGGAGCUGCUGGUUUCAAUGAACUUCGGAAUGCAGUGUUUGCUAAAGUUGCACAGAAUUCCAUCCGCAAGAUUGCAAAGAAUGUAUUUCUGCAUCUUCAUAGCCUAGAUCUGAACUUCCACUUGAGCAAACAAACUGGGGCACUGUCUAAAGCUAUUGACCGAGGCAGUCGUGGAAUUAACUUUGUAAUGUCAGCACUUGUGUUCAACGUUGUGCCUACAAUAUUUGAAGUGUCUCUAGUAUCAGGGAUAUUGGCUUACAAAUGUGGUUGGCAGUUUGCAACAGUGACAGUGGCAUCCAUUGUAACAUAUGCUGCAUUUACCCUGGGCAUAACACAGUGGCGUACUAGGUUCCGAGUUCAGAUGAAUAAAGCGGAGAAUGAAGCUGGAAACAAAGCCAUUGACUCUCUUAUCAACUAUGAGACUGUAAAGUAUUUCAACAAUGAGAAGUAUGAGGCAGACCGAUAUGACAUGUACCUUCAGAAGUAUGAGCAAGCCUCUUUGAAAACUGCAACAUCCUUGGCUCUGUUAAACUGGGGUCAGAAUGUAAUAUUCAGUGUUGCAUUGUCAGCCAUGAUGGUCCUAGCAACCAAGGAAAUAAUUGCAGGCAAUUUGACUGUUGGUGAUCUGGUGUUGGUUAAUGGGCUGUUAUUCCAGUUGUCACUACCACUUAACUUUUUGGGAUCAGUUUAUCGUGAAGUUCGUCAGGCUCUCAUUGACAUGCAGACCAUGUUCACACUUAUGAAACAACCUGCAUCUAUUGCGAAUGCUCAAAAUGCAGUAUCAUUGAGAAUUCCUCAGGGAGAGGCUUCAAUUACCUUCAACAAUAUCUGCUUUGGAUACAACAAAGAAAAUCCAAUAUUGAAUAAUUUAAGCUUUACUGUUCCGGCUGGCAAGAAGAUAGCCAUUGUAGGAGGUUCUGGAUCAGGAAAGUCCACACUCGUGCGCCUCCUGUAUCGUUUCUAUGACCCCUGCAGUGGCAGCAUCACCAUUAAUGGACAAGAUAUUAAUGGUGUAGCCCUGGAUAGUCUCAGACGUGCCAUCGCUGUUGUGCCACAGGAUUGUGUGCUGUUCCAUGACACAAUAUCAUACAACUUGAAAUAUGGAGACCUCACUAAGGACAAUAGCUGUGUGCAAGAAGUUUCUCAGUUGGCUGAACUCCAUGACUCUAUCCUCACCUGGAGCAAUGGUUAUGACACUCAGGUGGGAGAGCGGGGACUGAAGUUAUCUGGGGGAGAAAAGCAGCGUGUGGCAAUUGCACGAGCCAUUUUGAAAGAUGCCCCCAUCCUUAUCUUUGAUGAAGCAACAUCAUCCUUAGAUUCUAUUACUGAACAGAGCAUAAUGGAUGCCCUGAGAUGUGCAACGGCAGGAAGGACAUCCAUCUGUAUUGCUCAUCGUUUGUCAACUGUCAUUGAUGCUGAUGAGAUCCUUGUUCUGCAUGAAGGUCAGAUCACAGAGAGUGGUACUCAUGAAGAGCUACUUGCCCUAAAUGGCUAUUAUACCAGACUGUGGGCUUCACAGCAUCAUGUGUAAAGAAACCUGUGUUGAGGGCAGCAAAGUUGGGAACUGGUGAGGAGGAAGGGGCUGGUUGUGUUGAGGGUGUAGUGGUGGCAGGGUCACUAAACAAAGCCCUGCAGUUCCCCUCACAACCGCCUCGGUUCACUAUCCAUCACGCUUUUCCUAACAGCAACGUCUGACUUAGAAAGAGGGGUUUCAAGGGACAGGAGUUGGUAAAAGAGACUGAUGUGUCUUGAGAGGUUGCCAUUUGUCAUUUUAAAUACUGUAUAUUAAUCCUUCCGGGCCAUUUCAGAAGCCACGGACUUUUAAGAAGUAAAAUUCAUUGAUCUACAUAAUUGACUGCUCAGAGAAGGUCACUCAUGUACGUAGAUCUACAAAUUUGAUCAGUAUUGGGUUAAAUACUAGAAAUACUGCACUGAAGAAGUGUUAGAAAAAAAAUUUUCUUUAAAAAAAGGGGGACUAAGAAUGUUUCCCUCUGAGAGACUUUCAUUGGUCAUGUUAAAAUUUAUGCAGGGCAACUGGUCAACAGUAAGUUUCAUUAUGAAUAAAUAGAUUAUGAAUUUUGGAAGUUGUGAAUGAAAUAUUGGAUCAUCUUUCAUCUUACUGUUCUCCUCAUGAUUGUGUAGUGUGGAUCAAUGGAUACAGAAACUCAAAGGAUGGAGGGAAAUGGUGAAGGAGAGUAGUGUAAGCCAAUUGUAGCAAGUGGCAUAAAAUGGAUUAUAUGAUCUGAAAAUUGUAUGCUUGCACAUAUUUUCUAAAGAGUUUGUAGGUUCAAAGAAAUUUUAUAAUCAAGUACUGGGUAAUAAAAUUAUUUCAAAUAGCCAGUAAUUGGUUUAACAGAA